Molecule: messenger RNA, 1542 nt
Organism: Paecilomyces variotii
Lineage: Eukaryota; Fungi; Ascomycota; Eurotiomycetes; Eurotiales; Thermoascaceae
Exons: 6
Coding region: 189-1286 (365 amino acids)
Source: RefSeq, a predicted model, not a curated record
CAUAACCUGAAACCGACUCCGUGGAUCAUCCAUAUAUUACAGUACACCCAUUCUCUGAAUACUUAGUUACCCAUCUCUCAAACGAACGUCUUUUUCUCUCCAUCUCAUCUCACUUCAUCUAAUCUAAUCAAAUAAAAUCAACCCCUCCACACUCUACCCCAUUCCCACAUGCCAGCACUAUCCCAACCAUGCCGGACACAAAACCAAGAACGCGAACCAUCCUCAUCACCGGCGCCACAGGCCAACAGGGCCAAGCGCUGAUCGCCACUUUGCGCCCACCUAACCAUAACCAUAACAAUAACAGCAAUCCAAACCCAGCCACUGAACCCACCGCAUCAGAAGAAGCAGCACCAAUAAUAGAAACCUCAGAACCGGUGAUAGAGUAUCGCGUUCUUGCAUUAACACGCAACAAGAACAGUGAUGCGGCGAAGCGUCUAGCGGGCGAGAAGCAUGUGCGUGUUGUAGAAGGAGAUUUGAAUCGGAGAGAGUCAAUUAAGAAUGUUUUCGAGGAUGCGAAGAAGAAUGAUGGGAUUUGGGGUGUUUUUGCAGUUAUGGCGUAUCCGGGGUUGAAUAGGGAUGCGGAGGGGGAGGAGAGGCAGGGGAAGAUACUUGCGGAUUUAGCGCUGGAAUAUAAUGUUUCGGCGUAUAUAUAUUCUUCUGCCCUGCGUGCGGGUCCGAAAUAUGAUGAUCAGGAGCGACUUUCUGGUCGCGCAAAAGCUAAUAUUGAACGGCAUGUUCAGGCCCUGGGGGGGAAGGGAUUACCUUGGGCAAUCAUCCGACCAAGUUUCUUCAUGGAGAAUUUCUCGGGGCUCAUUGGGAGAAUCACUGCCGGAGUGCUGAGACAGGGGCUACGGCCUGAGACGAAGAUUCGGUUGAUUGCAAAGGAUGACAUAGGGAAGGUUGCAGAUAGUGUUUUCAAGAACUUCCCAGAGUUCAAAAACUCCAUCUUAUCUCUCGUCUCGGAAUCCUUGUCGAUCAGCGAGAUCGAAAAGAUACACGAGCGUGCAACCUGCCGUCCGCUGCCAUCGAUCCCGUGGCCAUUCGCAUGGUUUAUUCUGGCCAUAAACUCGGGUGCGAGAGGUUUAAUUGAAAAACUGGACAACGACCACGCUGUCCAGGCGCGUGGGGAGUAUGCAGAAUUGGAUGCGGAGAUUGAGCGAGCGAAGAAAGCAUAUCCGGAUAUGAAACCAUUUGGAGAAUGGGCCAAGCAGCAAGAUGGCGGUGAAGCUGGCCAGGGCGGUUGGAAUCAAGUUAGCUUGUGGAAGCUGCUGAUGGGGCAGUUGUGAUGGUGCAACAUCUGCUGUUUGGUCGCAGUUCCUGGGCUUGUCUGACAUCGGAUGCGAUAUACAUCAUUUGUGCUUUAGAACUUGGUGUACACAAGCUAGGUACACUGCAAUUUUUUCUUAAUAGUGCCAUUGAUUGCUGAUAUGCAGGUUCCUUUGUUCGAGCAAACGAGAUAGCUGUGCGCUAGCUGGGGAUAACGCUUGCUUGGGAUAAAUGGUAAUUGUUUGCACUGCAACUACCGAGAUAAAUUGCUCUGUG